Messenger RNA from Dermacentor andersoni, 9289 nucleotides. NCBI's taxonomy places the organism in Eukaryota, Metazoa, Arthropoda, Arachnida, Ixodida, Ixodidae. The record is from RefSeq and is a predicted model, not a curated record.
GCGUAGUCGCUCACAUCCGCUCGUCGUCUGCCAACGCUCUCGCGUUGCGUCUGGCGGUUUGCACAGUUCGCACGUGAACAAAAGCAGCGCUCGCUGCAUAUGUUGUGACAUCGCUGCGUGGCCAAAUUAGCGAGUGGGCGAAAUCUGACCGAUUGUUAUGACGUCGCGUUACGUAGGUUAUCAGCGGAUAAAGCAAGCGAGUGUCGGUUGGCGUUUUGUGUUUGUGUUAUGUUUUGUUGUUUCCCCUUCGCCACGAUCGCGAGCACGAUGAGAUUGCGCGACAAAGCCAACGAAGCGCGCUCGCUCGCUCAUGACCUCCCUCGACCGACGCGCUCGGUCGGUCGCGCCGCGCCGUUUUCUCUUCUUUCCUCAAACCGAAUAUAGCCGCCGCCGCCUACACUGCUGACAUCCCGCUUUCGGAGCCAACGCAUUGCCAACGCUUCUUCGGGAAGCCCUAGUGGGAUGUAGAAAACUUCAAGGAUUGUGCGUUUUAGGUGCGAUCGUCGCGUAAAGACCGCUGUGUGACGGUUCAGUUGAACAGAACAACACCCGCGAACCUAUCUCGCAGCCACUGGAUGGUUUCGUCUCUGCUACGCUCAUCGCGCCAAGUGGUCUUCAUCACGCAGGCAUUUGAGCUUGUCGCUGCGGCGUAAAGUUACUUCUGAUGAACGUAGCAAGGUCUUUAUGCCUGACUUCGCUGAGCAGAAGCUCGCGACUGCUCUAGCAUCUGCAAUCGGUUACAGGACCAGACGUGUACAACUCAUCGCCGUCGUUUCUGUACGCGUUAGAUGAAUGCAGGCAGCCCAGGAGCGUGGCAGUGACGAGCUUCGGCAGGGGGGCAGUGCCACUAGCACCCCCAUCUUGGGGGGGCGGGUGCCUGAUGCUACUGCCACGCCAUCACGAAUUGUGAGCUUCUUCUCAAAGCGAUCUUUGAAGCAGAAUCCCUUGAAGCGAACCAAGAGCGUUAGCAAGCUGGAGCGGGCGCGGCGAUCUGAAGCGCCUACACCGCGGCUUCGUGGCUCGCGCUCGCACGAGUCACUGCUGCAGUCACCUGGGGGCCCCUGGGGCCUGGAGGGGGCCAGACUGGGUCCUCUGCAUCCAAGCCUCCGAAACCACCCCGCUCAGGGACAGGCCUGGGGCCCUGCCCCGCGGGGUGCAGGUGAACAUUGGUUCGAGUUGGCACCUCGUGGUGGUCCGGCGUGUGUGUACGCCUGCCGAUCUCGGCAGCAGUGCCUGCACUGGUUGGCACGGCUGCGACAGGCUGCUCAGCCACAGCGGGAUGCCAUCCGCCGCACUGAGAAUGCUCUUCGGCUUUGGGUGCUGGAGGCCAAGGGCCUGGCACCAAAGAAGCGAUAUUUCUGUGAGCUGCGUUUAGAUGGCACACUAUACGCUCGCACCUCAGCCAAGCUGAAGUCUCAGCUCUGCUUCUGGGGGGAGCACUUCGAGUUCAGCCACCUGCCUGCCGUGAACACCCUGACGGUAACCUUGUUUCGAGAGGCUGACAGGCGCAAGCGACGUGACAAGAGCGUGGCUCUGGGAAUGGUGACUGUUCCCCUUGUGCCUGCUCGUGCGCACCAUGUAACCGAAAAGUGGUACCCUUUGGUGCCUGAGCUAAAAGGGCCACCCACCCCCGGAACAAAGGAGACAACGCCUCCCUCAGUGCGGCUCAAGUGGCGCUACCAGUCACUGGAAGUGCAGCCUUUGGCUUCCUAUCAGCCUUUCCUUCAGUACCUGAAGCGGGAUUAUGGGCCCCUAUGCCGGCUCCUAGAACCUGUACUUGGAGUGCGCCUUAAGGAAGAAAUAGCAACAGGCCUGGUGAGCAUAAUGCAUAGAGAGGAGAUGGCCCAAGAGUUCCUUACUCAGCUUGUCAUGGCUGACCUUCAAGACAUAGGAGACCAGCAUCUCACUUUUCGAGGAAACUCACUGGCAACAAAGGCAACGGAGGCCUAUCUGAAGCUUCUUGGGGAUGGCUACCUCCAGGAUACCCUUGGACCCUUUAUUCGAGAUGUUUUGGCAUCGAACUUGGACUGUGAGGUUGAUCCAGCCAAAGUGAGUGGUGGUAGUGGUGCUUUGCAGCGGCAGCAAGUUUUGUUACGGCAGAGAGUCCAGCAAGCAUGGCAGCGAAUUACUCAGUCUGCACAUUCAUUUCCAAGGGACCUUCGCAUGCUAUUUCAUGGCUACCGCCAACGACUUGGAGGUAAUACUCACGAAGAGGAGCUUUGUGACAACCUUAUCAGCGGUUCCAUCUUCCUGCGGUGCCUGUGUCCUGCCAUUCUGUCACCGAGUCUUUUUGGCCUUGCACCAGAAUAUCCAGAUGAACGCGCUGCUCGCAGCCUGACGUUGAUAGCCAAGACAAUCCAAACCCUCGCAAACUUCACAAGGUUUGGUGGCAAAGAGAGUUUUAUGGAGUUCAUGAAUGACUUUGUGGAGAAAGAAUGGAGCACAAUGAAGACUUUCCUCAAGGUUAUUUCGAGUCCAGUGAGCACGGAGCAGAACUCAUCAAGUGCAGAGGCUGGCAUUGAGAUCCCCUGUGUUGUGGACCUUGGUCUAGAGCUGGCCCAACUGCAGAUGAUGCUCAGGGAAUGCCUUCCACAGCUGGAGGGGAAGGAAGGUGAAGCUGCCUUGCGAGCUGCUUUGGAUGGUCGACCACGCAGUAGAGGUCAGGUGUUGUCCUGCCUGGAAGCAAACCCAGCACCGGCACCUCAGCCUCGCUCAUCAACCUUGCCCAGGAGUGCCCUGGCCCCAAGUACCACAAUACCUAGAGAGCUACCAAGAGCCCUUCCAGAUUUGCUUACCACUAUGCCCUCCGGACAGGGCCCGACUACAGUGAGCCAUGUGCUGCCUCCACAACCCGGAGGAUGCCCUCCACUAGCAUUUAGCAACCCAGUCUACCGUUGGGGGGGCCUCCAAGAACCUCAGCCAGAAUCUCUCACUGGAGGCGAGAGCGGCAGUAGUGGUCACAGCAGUGCAGCUGAGAGCGAAGGCAGUGGUACCUCAAGCCCUUCUUCACCACACCUCUGGGAAGACAAUUUUCUAGCAGCUGCUGGUGAGCUGGCUGGAAGGAGUCGAGAGAGUGAUGAGAGGUUUCCCCACAGAAGUCUUCGUGAAUAUGAGCGGGAGGUGGCCCAGCUGAAACGGCUCAUGGGUCAGCUGCAGCGCAAGCUCAGUCUAGCUGAGACCCAGCUACAACAGCAGCAGCAACACCCACUCUCAGCAACACUUGGGGCUGAUAGCACAGAAGAGCAGCAGCAGCGUCGACAAGAAAAGGACCUCCAGAUGAAGAGCAUCAUCACCAGGCUAAUCACUGUGGAAGAUGAGCUGCGACGGGAGCAGCGGGAGAUGCAAGGCAUGAUUCGGGCCAAGCAGCAGCUGAUUGAUGCACAGGAGCGCAAGAUCCAGACAUUGGAUGCAGCCAACCAGCGGUUGCUGGGAGCUCUUGCUCAGUUACGCCAACACUAUCAAGACCAGGUUCAGCUGGAGCCCCGACUCCUUGCCAAUGGUGCUUCCUCGCCACCACCACCCUCAUACAGGAGCAGCUCCUGCUGACGACAUGUGCCCAUCACAUUUACACAAGUGCUCCCUUGGGAAAAGACACAUUGUGGCCUCUUUGUGGACAAGUGCCUAAACUGCAAAGUACCUCCACCCUCCUCCGUGCAACACUUUUGUGACAGUCUCAUCUUCGGUGGCUCACAACUUAUGCAAUUUGAACCUAGAGAAGCCUAUCGGCAAGCAGUGCGGAAGUUUGUCUUGUGUCCUGCAUAGUGCUAGCUUUUGCUAAAGGGACCUCUGAAUGGUUGUACAAUAGAAGAGAGGUUGUAGUAGUAUUCUACUUUUCACACCAAGACAAUGGCCAAGAAGCACUACACAUGCUCUUAUUCAUUCAAUCUCCCAUGGCUUUGUAAUGUGUGCGGGAGGAGGUAAUGGAUUUCUUUCUUCUUGUAGGAGCCUGCGAAGUUUUUUUUUUUUUUUUCUUUUUCUGAUAUAUUGUGUGAUGUUAUGGUCCUAGGGAAGUUUAAAUUGGAGCAUUGUUUUCAGUGCGCCAACAGAGCUGGCAUAGCAUUUCACAUGACCACUUCAAUGUCAAUUUCUGUCCUGUUUCACACAGAUGUGAAGAUUUUGCAAAUUUGCCUUGGGGCACUUGUGGCCUAGUUUAUGCACUUAGUCUAACACUGCACUGCCUACAUAUAAAAUUUUUGAAUAUGUUUCUAUUGUACCCUUAGGGAUGUGAAAGUAAGGUAACGUCAUCAGUUUAUAAUGGACCAAACUCACUAUUUAAUAUUGGAGAGCUACUUUAAUGGACACCGGUGAUUUUUCUCUUUCUUCCCUUUAUGAUCAACAGCUGAAAAUAUUUAAAACUAAUGCUCUGACUACUGAUAUCUGACCAUAAAAUGCACUUUGUUCUUUCUUGGCCAGCAUAGGUAGGCAAUAUCUUGAAAAAACAUAAUACUUUAUCCCACUUUGGGGCAUGUAAAGUUGAAUAAUUUUCACAAGUUACUUACCAAGCAGGACAUUGAGUAGGAUAAAUUAUGUAAUGAAGUAAUUGAGAGUUUUCCCUUCAAUUGGCUUGCAAAAUGGGAAGCGUUUAAGCACUCUCCACAGCUUAAGUGUCUUGCCUUCCUAAUUUUGUUUCAAGCUGCAACGAAUAGUUCUUUGUGCACCUGACCAGCACUGUAGAAGGCACAAGCUGAAAUCAUGUCUGCCAUUAUCUGUGUGGUACACUUAUAGGAUGGAGAGCGGUUACUGAGCAUCCAUUUUGAUGUUGCUCUCUGGGAUUUUGUCACAAUUUCUAGGGUUAAUCGCAGCUGCUUAACACUGUGCUCGUACUGUAAUGCUCUUACUUACAGGGCCACAGUGACCAAUUCAGUCUGUAGGAAGAUGUAGACUAUUUGUUACUUGUGGCUCUUAAUGUUUUGUAAUUGUGAUUGUAAGGUUUGAUUUAGGAUUAACUGAGAUAUGACCACAUACUGUAUGGCGAGAAUUGAAGCCUGUAACUAAUAACGACCUGUUUAUAUAGAACUAACUUAACAUUGUUCAUUGUACAUCUAUAGUUUCAUUGCUUUAGGUAUAUUGGCUUUUAGUAUUUUUUUUUUUAUUUAUUUUUUUUUUCACAGAUGUCAGGUCUUUUUUUUUUUUUUUUUUGUAACUUGCUUGAAAUUAAAAGCUAUCGCUUAUCGCUGCACUUAUUGCUAUAUUGUUUCAGUGCUUUAGGUACCUUGGUUUUUUUAAUAUUGUUUGAUCCCAGACAUCUUUCAUGCUCAAUUUUUUUCUUGCAAUAGUUGGGAAGCUUUGACAGGACAGGGCUUAAUUAUCAGAAAAUUCGUUUAUUGCUAGAAAGCACGGUGUAUUGUAAAGGUACCUAUUGAAGUAUUUCUAAUAUCAGGGCAUGAUUGGCUAUGCAGAUAUGUAGGCUAUAGAUCAUAUAAAUGUAAAGAAGGGCACUUCUGUGGCGAAAUUUUUGUUUUUCUGUCUAUGUGUGUGUCCUGUGCAGAACGAAGUUUCCUCAGGAUUAGUUAGCAGUAACCAAAGCUUAAUCAAAGCAUGCCUAAGACACAUCAAAAUCUCAUGCAGUAUGUAGUAUGCUUGCAGUAUGUAUUACAGGCCACCCUAGUCUGUCUGUUACUGAGCACGUCUGUGGUCACAGUUGUGGUUGCUUAAGGGAACAGCAUUAUCGAUGUAUUUCAAACUUGAGUUACGCUUUUCACUUUCAAUAAUCAAAAUAUGCUGGCUUAAUUGAGUUUAACAAAAGUUAGCAAUCAAUCAGACGACAAUAAAAAAAUGUAGGGUGGUUGUGUUCUGUAGACAUUUGCAGAAAUACUUUACAGGAGUAAUGAACCUAGGUCUUAAUGCAUAGUAAAAUGGUUCUAUAUGCAUUCUGACAGUGAAUGCUUGUGCUAAUAUAUGUUCUCAGAUGAAUUUAAGUAGGCAGAAUCAUGAGAGCAAGCUAUGUGGCCUCCAAUGCCAUGCUAAGUCUAAUACAAGCCAUCAGUUUCUUUAAGUCAGGUAUACCAGGUGCUUUAUUUUUUCUUUUAAUUAUUAUUAUUCUAGCUGCGCCAAAUUUUAAAAAGUUGCCUUUGGCGAUAGCACAGUUUUAACCCUUGAGCUAAAUUACUCAAUGCGGCAGCCAUUACUUCUGUGAGAAACCAAAAUGCUUGAUUGAAUUAAUUGAAUAAUUACAUUAAGUAACUGUUUUAAUUAAUUGCAUUAAAACACAUGUUGCAAUUUACAAAUUGUAACCGGUGAGUUCGCAAGGUGUACCACUUAGAACAAGUUCUCAAGACUCCACCAGUUUCGAAGUAUUAAUCUUCAAAGUUUCUGACAAAGUACAUUGGCAUUCCAGUUACGUUUGUGCUUCAUUGCACAAAACAGUUUGUUUUAAAAAAAAGUGAGUGGAACAGUGCAUUUUUACGGCAAGUUUAACAGCACAUUUCUCUAAACUGGGGCCACCCUCUUAAUUCGUUCCAAGUCUAUAUGCCUUGCAAGCUCACUGGCCACAAUUUGCAGACAAAUAUGUGUGCUAAAGUCAAUUAGUGUGAUUAACUUAAUUACUCAAUUAAACAUUUUGAUUUCUCAUAGAGGUAAUGGGCUACCUCAUCAAGUAAUUUACCUCAACUGUUGGAAUUGUGCUAUCUGCCACAUGCCAUAUUAAAAAAAUGUGGUGCAGCUAAAGAAAAACACCCUAUAUCAUGCCUGGUACUGUUUGAGUAGAUUUUUCAUCUAAGACGUUGGGUAUUUAUUGAACUUGGACAUGUGUGCAUUAACUGCAGUGGUGUCUUUUUUCUUUUCUGUCACUUUUUUUUUCUUCAUGUGUGUGUGUGUUGUUUUACAUGGUAGCACUGUGUAGAGACCCCUGAAAAACUCUGAGAUGAGAUUAGUACUGCUAUUUUCUCUGAAGCCACAGUUAUCUUGGCAGAAUCGGCUUUCUUUUAACUUAGCUGGAUAAAGAUGUUUGCAUUAUUAAGGGCCAUAAAGAAAAGUUUUCUUCCUCCCUCCCCCUGCUAUCUGGCCUGCUAGUUUUAAUGCAUGCAACCAGACUAGCUCUAUGCUGUCAGGUUCCUUGUUGAAAGCUGUCUGCACAGUUGAGUUUGCCUUACAGCAAGUCUCUAAUUAUGAAUGAAUCAUCACAAUAUAACAGGGCUGCCACUAGUAUGCUUUAUCUGAAAUGUGCCUGCCACUUACCACAUCUGGUAUUUGCUUGCUUGCGUAUAAUGGUCUUUCUUGGGGACCUGAUGAGAAUUUUGUCAGCUGAUGUGUUCACUCAGGUGAAGCUGGUCCAUGAGAGGGGCUCACCUUGAAUGCUUCUUUUCAAUGCUUCUCUUCAUUUGUGUUUUGUAUUGCAUAUACACAUCUCUGUUGUGAAAGUUUUGCAUUUAGAUUUCGUUAUUUACUGUUCCCACAACAAAUUAUGCAGCAGUUAUUUGCUCUAAGGAAAAACAAAUGCCUUGUAUAUACAAAAAAAGAUGUUAUGAAGAAAAGAAAUGGAUGUACAUUAUUGCAAUGAAAGCUGUGGCAACACCUUAUUUUUUUGUACAAAUUGCAGCUUUUGCCCAGCUACUGCACUUCAGGGAUUGCUAGUGAAUAAAAUAAGCUGUCAUUUUUCUCUUAUUUGUAUAAAGCUUGUAUUGUUUUUGUUUUCAGUUUAACGGAAAUGUUGAUUAAUUUGCAGCAUACGUGUGCCUUUGGCAUGUUUGAAUACUGCAAAUUUUAGUUGAUGUUGUACCCAUUUAUUUUUGGGUCUGGACGUCAUCCUAGGCUUGAGGUUGUAUACCUGUUAUAUUAUGCCCACCAUGUGACACUGAAAAACAUGUUGUCACUCUCAGAUCGAUUACCAAAGAGCACCACUUUCUCUUGUGUGAAAAAGCUUUUUGUUCGUUGAUUUUCAUGGAUGCCCAAGGACAGGUCGUUGACAGUAAGAGCAUCAUUGCUCAUGGAACACAAUGCUCUGUGCUGUUGGUGCACACACAAAUAUGUGUAUUUUGACAUGCAAUACUGUCCAGAGGAGCUUAUAGAGAACACUAUACAUGUUAAAAGCAUACAAAUAUAUAAAUAUAUAUUAUUGUAAGGUGGCAUAUUGGGUUGUUGGUUGGGAUUAUUAUUGAAGGCAGUAGGCAGUGCAAACAACAAGUGCUAACCAAAUAAACCUUUAGUUGUGAGUCAGCACUUGUGUUUACCCUCUUUUUGUCCCUUGUUGUUAGCACUAGCACUGUUACCUGCCUUCAAGAAUAUAUAUAUAUAUAUAUAUGGGCUAUACAUAUUGAUUGAUUGUUGACUGCUUUUUGUUUGUUUUGUAGCAGUUGAUUAAGUGCACCUAUGCAGUCUGUCAAGAGGAGCACAGAGGUCAGGAAAUGGGUCAUGCAAAUUGAACUUUAUGCCAAUAGAUAUUGUGUUGGCACAUGUGUUCUCUCACUCCAUGUUCCAUGCGAGCUUUUUGUGUUUUCCACUGUCACUUUCAUUAAUUUUGCACAGAACACACAACUGGACUAUAACACUUCAUGUGCACUCAUUGUAUGUUGAAGAAUUGCUGUAAAAUACACUCCAUUCAGAAGUGUUUGAAGCAUUCAUAAAAAGUAACAUGAGGAUGCAUUAGUCUGCACUUGAAGCUAUAUUCCUUCUUUUGUUAUAAGAUUUUCUGCAGGUAUCAAGCAGGUUAUUGAGUAUAAUUAUGUGCGAAUUCUCUGUCAUAACUGGUACUACUGAACGAAAUCUAUUUGUUGCACAGUAAUGUAUCUGUGGGCAUGAAAUGAGCCUGCAGGGUCGGCACAACCAGAAAGUUGACAUUGGGUGCAGCAAACCUUUCCCUGUCUUCCUCUUUUAGCAUCUUGGAUGUAGCGAGCAUAUUGCUUUGUUCCCAGUGGCUGCACUUGUCUGGAAAGAAGCAUUGAGCAGCAGCAGGUGUGGAUGAUUAGCCAGCAAUCAUUUGCAACCAAUGCCUACUAGCUUCUUUACUCAGUUCACUUUUUAUCUUAUAUUUCUCAUGGCUAAUGUUAAUAAACUGACUCUAAAGCAUACCCAUGAGACCCAUACACAUCCUUGGAAUGAGAUUUCAACUUGUCUGGGCAGUGAACAACUUUCUUCCUUAGAUGCAAUGUGCCUUGUGCCACAUACCUGGGUCAAAUGAAACAAGUGGGAGGUGGGGAACGCUGCUUAUUAUAAGCUUGUAUUAAUUUUAGUUCACCUGCCACACAUGACUCAUUUUUAUUAGUUGGUGGCACUCAGCAUUGUAUUGUAUCAAUCAAAUAUAUUUAUAUCUAGUGCUGUGCAAAGUUUUUGUAAAUAAAUUGUCUAUAUUUUA